This is a messenger RNA of Paramisgurnus dabryanus, 3547 nucleotides long. Lineage: Eukaryota; Metazoa; Chordata; Actinopteri; Cypriniformes; Cobitidae. The record is from RefSeq and is a predicted model, not a curated record.
GAGCACUUCCAGUUUAUAAGUUCACAAAUGAAAGUAAAAUUAGUGAAGUUACUUCUUGAUCCUUCUAUACAAACCUUCAUGAACAGAAUUUAUUCAGACGCUUUAGAUGAUUGUGAACAAACUUAAUGCUGAGCUGAAGAAGCUGUGUUUUGGAGUGAUGGAGUUCAUUUGUGUGACUCUGAUGAUUAUUAUUGGAAUCACAGAUUCAACAGCAGAUCAGCUUGUUGUUGUUGGACCUGUUGCUCCUCUCCUCGCUGUAUUUGGUGAAGAUGUGAUUCUGCCCUGUUCUCUCAAACCCAACAUCAGUGCUGUAAACAUGAGAGUCGAAUGGUUUAGACUUGAUCUCAAAGACUCAGUAGUUCAUCUCUAUGAAGAUCAUGAAGAUAAAAACACAAAUCAGCUUCAGUCGUACAGAGGAAGAACUGAAGUGUUUAAAGAUAAACUACAGAAAGGAAACACAUCACUCAAACUAUCAAGAGUUAAAGUCUCUGAUGAAGGACUUUAUAAGUGUUUGGUUCAGUCCAAAACCAAUUAUGAUGACAUCACUGUUGAUCUCAGAGUUGAAGCUAUAGGAAGUCCUCCACUCAUCACUGUAGAUGGAUUUGAUGUUUCUGGUGGACUUCAUCUUCAGUGUGAAUCUAAAGGUUGGUACCCUGAACCUGAACUUGUGUGGCUGGACAGUGAAGGAGUCACUUUGACAUCUGAAACUACAGACACACAGAGAGAGACAGAUGGAUUCAGAGUGAAACACAUGAUCACUGUAUAUAACAGAGACAGUAAAUAUCACUGUAGAGUCAAACUGAGACAUCACAUGAUGGAGACUGAGAUUAUUACUUCAAGUAAAAUGUUUAACUCUUUGAGGUCAUCAGUGAUCUUGAUUUCUGUUGGAUCUGUGCUCGGUGUGAUCGCCGGAUUACUGAUUGCUGUGUUCAUCUAUAGAUACAGAGGACUGCAGAGAAAAGACCAGAGACUAAAGAGUGAAGACCAGAGACUAAAGAGUGUAGACCAGAGACUAAAGAGUGAAGACAGGAAAAUAAAUAAUGAACGUGAGAGACUUUCAUUGACUGUUAAAACUGUAAAAUCACUGUUAAGAAAAUUUGCAGUGAAUGUGACUCUGGAUCCUGAUUCAGCUCAUCCAUAUCUCAUUGUGUCUGAUGAUGGGAAACAAGUGAGAUGUGAAAAACAAUCAAGAACAGUGAAGGAUGGAGAUCAAAAGUCAAAUAAGAAGUUUGAUUAUCGUUUCUGUGUUCUUGGAAAUGAAGGAUUCACCUCAGGGUGUUUUUACUAUGAGGUGGAGGUGAAGGGGUUAAGUGUUUGGUUUGUGGGUGUGGCCAGAGAAUCUGUUGAGAGGAAGGGGUGGAUCAGUCUGAAUCCUGAGAGUGGAUACUGGAUGGCUGGUUUGAGAGGAGGAAAGUAUCGGGCUAGUGAGGAUCCGUCUGUUCCUCUUUCCCUGAGUGUGGAGCCUCAGAGAGUCGGGGUGUUUGUGGAUUAUGAGGAGGGUCGAGUCUCUUUUUAUGAUGUGGAGUCUAUGUGUCAGAUCUACUCUUUUACUGCUCAAUCUUUUAAUGAGAAACUAUAUCCUGUUUUUUAUGUGGAUAGUUGGUAUAGAUCUGCACCUCUAAUUAUCUGCAUGUUGACAUCUGAAUAUUUUCUCCUCGCCGUGAGUCCUCUUGUGAUCAGCAGGACGAUUGUGAACAAAUUUGUUUGUAUUUGUUUUUGUAAAAGUGUUUGUGUCUAUAAAUUUUUUUUAUUUUGUCAUGUUUUUAAGAAGCUGUGUUUUGGAGUGAUGGAGUUCAUUUGUGUGACUCUGAUGAUUAUUAUUGGAAUCACAGAUUCAACAGCAGAUCAGUUUGCUGUUGUUGGACCUGUUGCUCCUCUCCUCGCUGUAUCUGGUGAAGAUGUGAUUCUGCCCUGUUCUCUCAAACCCAACAUCAGUGCUGUAAACAUGAGAGUCGAGUGGUUUAGACUUGAUCUCAAAGACUCAGUAGUUCAUCUCUAUGAAGAUCAUGAAGAUAAAAACACAAAUCAGCUUCAGCCGUACAGAGGAAGAACUGAAGUGUUUAAAGAUGAACUACAGAAAGGAAACACAUCACUCAAACUAUCAAGAGUUAAAGUCUCUGAUGAAGGAGCUUACAAGUGUUUUAUUGAGUAUAAAUCCUGGAGUGAUGACAUCACUGUUGAUCUCAGAGUUGAAGCUGUAGGAAGUCCUUCACUCAUCACUGUAGAUGGAUUUGAUGUUUCUGGUGGACUUCAUCUUCAGUGUGAAUCUAAAGGUUGGUACCCUGAACCUGAACUUGUGUGGCUGGACAGUAAAGGAGUCAUUUUGACAUCUGAAAAUACAGAGAGACAGAGAGAGACAGAUGGAUUCAGAGUGAAACACAUGAUCACUGUAUAUAACAGAGACAGUAAAUAUCACUGUAGAGUCAAACUGAGACAUCACAUGAUGGAGACUGAGAUUAUUACAUCAAGUAAAAUGUUUAACUCUUUGAGGUCAUCAGUGAUCUUGAUUUCUGUUGUAUCUGUGCUCGGUGUGAUCGCCGGAUUACUGAUCACUGUGUUCAUCUAUAGACACAGAGAACAACAAAGAAAGGAUCAGAGACUAAAGAGUGAAGAUCAGAGACUAAAGAGUGAAGAUCAGAGACUAAAGAGUGAAGAUCGGAGACAAAAAAAUGUACGUGAGAGACUUUCACUGAUAGAGAACGGGACAGUAAAAGAUUUGAAAUCACUGUUAAGGAGAUAUGCAGUGAAUGUGACUCUGGAUCCUGAUUCAGCUCAUCGACAUCUCAUUGUGUCUGAUGAUGGGAAACAAGUGAGAUAUAGACAACAAUCAAGAACAAUGAAUGAUGGAGAUCAGAAGUCAUAUAACAAGUUUUAUUAUCUUCUCUGUGUUCUUGGAAAUGAAGGAUUCACCUCAGGGUGUUUUUACUAUGAGGUGCAGGUGAAGGGGUUAAGUGUGUGGUUUGUGGGUGUGGCCAGAGAGUCUGUUGAGAGGAAGGGCUGGUUCAGUCUGAAUCCUGAGAGUGGAUACUGGAUGGCUGGUUUGAGAGGAGGAGGGUAUCAGGCUAGUGAGGAUCCAUCUGUUCCUCUUUCCUUGAGUGUGGAUCCUCAGAUAGUCGGGGUGUUUGUGGAUUAUGAGGAGGGUCGAGUCUCUUUUUAUGAUGUGGAGUCUAUGUGUCAUAUCUACUCUUUUACUGAUCAAUCUUUUAAUGAGAAACUAUAUCCUGUUUUUUAUGUCUGGUCUAUAAACUCUGCACCGCUCAUCAUCUGUGAUCUCUAAUGACAUUUGAUCUAAAAAUAUAAAUUCCUUCAAGUUAUUUGUGUAACUUGAAAUUUUAUACACAUGGUUGUGUGUCAUUUUCAGAAACAUGUGAUGAUGAAGUAUGAUGGUCAUUUUUUGUCCCCUAAGAGAAAUUAACAAAGUUUUGUGCAUACAUGUGAUGCUGAGCUGUAUAACAAAUCAAGCACAUGAAUAACAAUCACAGUUUUGUCAUUCAUCAGUUUCAUGACCAUAAGAUCAAAAUAAAUAUUGUAGUGGUUGUAUCUUCAA